AUGUCGGGGGCCAUCUUCGCGCCCCUGGAGGGCCCGGGCGCCCCGGACGCGGCGGGCGGACACCCGCUCGUGUGCCCGCUGUGCCACGCGCCGUUCGAGCGCCCGUGCCUGCUGGACUGCUUCCACCACGUCUGCGCCGGCUGCCUGCGGGGCCGCGCCGCCGACGGCCGCCUGGCCUGUCCGCUGUGCCAACACCAGACGGCGGUGAAAGGCCCCAGCGGGCUCCCCCCGGUGGACCGGCUGCUGCAGUUCCUCGUGGACAGCUCUGGGGCCGGCCUGGAGGUGGUGCGCUGUGCCAACUGCGACCUGGAGUGCGGCCUGCAGGACGCGGACACCACCUACUUCUGCAACACGUGCGGGCAGCCGCUGUGUGCGCGCUGCCGCGAGGAGACGCACCGCGCCCGCAUGUUCGCGAGCCACGACGUCGUGGCCCUGGGCCAGCGCAGCCGCGACCUGCUGCAGAAGUGCGCGCUGCACGCGGAGCCCUACAUCAUGUUCUCCACCGACACCAAGGCGCUGCUGUGCAUCCGCUGCUUCCGGGACAUGCAGGGGGAGAGCCGAGCGCACUGCGUGGACCUGGAGUCGGCCUACGUGCAGGGCUGCGAGCGGCUGCAGCAGGCGGUGCUGGCCGUGAAGGCGCUGCAGGCGGCCACGCGCGAGGCCAUCGCGCUGCUGCAGGCCAUGCUGGAGGAGGUGCGGCGCAGCGCGGCGGAGGAGGAGGCCUCCAUCCACUCCCUGUGCGGCAGCCUGCAGGACAAGCUGGCGGAGAGGAAGGCGCUGCUGCUGCAGGCUGUGCAGAGCCAGUAUGAGGAGAAGGACAAGGCCUUCAAGGUGCAGCUCUCCCAGCUGGCCACACUGCUGCCCACCCUGCAGGUUCACCUGGUCAUCUGCUCCUCCUUCCUCAGCCUGGCCAGCAAGGCUGAGUUCCUGGACCUGGGCUAUGAGCUGAUGGAGAGGCUGCAGGGCAUCGCCACGCGGCCGCACCGCCUCCGGCCGGCGCAGAGCAGCAAGAUCAUCAGCGACCACCGCGCUGAGUUCGCGCGCUGCCUGGAGCCGCUGCUGCUGCCGCCGGGGCCGCGCCGCGCUGCGGGUGCUGGGGGCCCCAGCACGUUGGCAGGGGUCUCAGGCCCCAAGGUGCUGGUGCCCAGCUGCCCCUCCCCGGUGGGGAAGCUGUUGGGGGCCCCGGUCCAGAAGCCCACGCUGCACCGGGCCAUCGGCACCAAGGUGCUGCUGGCGGAGGGCGAGGACACGCCCUUCCUGGAGCACUGCCGCCGCUACGAGGACUCCUACCGGCGCCUGCAGGCGGAGAUGCAGAGCCUGAAGGACCAGGUGCAGGAGCUGCACCGGGACCUCACCAAGCACCACGCGCUCAUCAAGGCGGAGAUCAUGGCGGACAUCCUCCGCAAGGCCCUGCAGGUGGACGCGCAGAUCGCCUCGGAGUACGCCUCCGCGGAAGGGAUGAGGGCAGCCUUCCAGGAGAUGUGGGCGGAGUCCUACCAGCGGGUGGCUAACCAGCAGGAGAUUUACGAAGCCCAGCUCUAUGACCUCCUCCAGCUGAAGCAGGAGAACGCCUACCUGACCACCAUCACCAAGCAGAUCACACCCUACAUCCGCUCCAUUGCCAAGGUGAAGGAGCGGCUGGAGCCCAGGAGUGACCCGGUGCGCGGGGCGGACAAGAGGGAGACGACCUCAGAGCCAAGAGGGAACGGCCGGACCCCGCACGGCCUCACGGAAGAGCCUCCGCUGCAGAACAAAGAUCCUCACAGACCCAAAGUGCGGAACGGGGGUGACGUCCCCCCGCGGAGGGAGCGCCCCGCCUAG
Molecule: messenger RNA, 1821 nt
Organism: Pipistrellus nathusii (Nathusius's pipistrelle)
Lineage: Eukaryota; Metazoa; Chordata; Mammalia; Chiroptera; Vespertilionidae
Source: the annotation of a GenBank genome assembly